Molecule: messenger RNA, 787 nt
Organism: Bipolaris maydis ATCC 48331
Lineage: Eukaryota; Fungi; Ascomycota; Dothideomycetes; Pleosporales; Pleosporaceae
Source: RefSeq, a predicted model, not a curated record
GCCCCUUCGGCUUCACGACCACCUCAUCCCACGCUGGGAUAUCUUUUGUCACAAUUGACUCGCUCUUUCAAGCUGGUUGUAUAACAUCACAAAAACAAUCAUGAACUCGAUCCGCGCCGCAACCAGCGGCUCCCGCGCCAUCGCCUCUACCCUUUCCGUCACCCCACGCACCGCCACCCGUGCCUUCUCGCGAUCACAAGCAAAGCGGUCCGGUCAUGGACCUAGCUACGACCCUCCAUCAGGAUGGUUGUUUGGUGUUAAGCCCGGCGAGGCGUAUGAGAAGGAGGGGUGGGAAAAUGCCAUGUACUGGGGUUUCGGAGGCGCAUGUGCGUUUGGAGUAGUUGCCUAUGCUUUCAAGCCUGAUACCAGCAUCCAAACCUGGGCCCUAGAGGAGGCACGACGAAGACUUGAAGCCGAGGGUAUCCUCUCAGACCCGGACACCAUCAAGAAGGAAUAGAGAGCACCAAAUGCCAGCGGGCGACUAGCGGAUGAACUACGUGUGGAACACACCGAUAGAGAGGCGAGAUUCUACAGUAGCACGAAUCAAACUGUACAUACGCCAGCGAGGAUGAAGAGGGGCUUUUCUUUUGUGAGUAUGGAUCCGGCUGGUCCAAGGGCUCUAUAGACUUUGCAGAGGGUACCUGUUAUCACCCAUGGGUGUGCAAUUAUACUUGUUUUUAUCAGCCACAUUGCAUGGCUAUGUCAGGUGAUGUUGCUGAAGAGGAAUACAAACCAAUGGAUUUCCUAGGAUGUAUAUGCGAUGUAGAGACAGAUAACGUCACGCCAA